AUGGCCGCCGUGAUGACUGUCCCCCCUCUGGCCCCACGACCCUCGCCUCGUCCUCUCGCCGCCUGGUCCCCUCCCAAGCAUCCUGUCGACUCCAAGGAAUAUCGUCCUGCCCUGAAGCAACUCCAACAGACCUCUCCUCCUUCUCGUAGCAGACGAGAACGACCUUGUGACGGCUGCCGGAAACGCAAAAGCAAGUGUGUCCUGCAGGAAGACCGCCGCUGUGUGCUCUGCGAGUUUCACAAACAAGAGUGCACUUUCGUGGAGAACGCUCAGCCCAGGAAGCGCAAGGCCCAUGAGAGCACCACACAGCAAUCUCCUCCUUCAAAGAAGAGCACCCUUAUCCUUCAACGGCCUGCCACUGCUCCCACCGGCCCCUCCCGACCUACCACCAGAGAUUCGAAGCUGUCCUUCGCCUUGACGACUCCGACGACUCAGCUGUCGAUGAGGAAGCCAUUCGCCGUGGACAAGACGCUGAGCUUGCAGCGCCGCAGACAUUGCAAGUAUCUUGGCCAGACCACCGCCCUCGAUGCCUGUCUGAUUGGUCUCGGCUCCUUCAAUGACAAGAACGAGACCGAGUCGACGGUUGGUACCCUUCGCCAAGUCAAUUCCACCGAGUACUUUAGCACACAUGCGGACGCGGAUGUCCAAAUACCCGACGACGAAGCUCGUGCUUUAGCAGAAAUCGACCAAGUCAUUGGCUCGCAUGGUCCCGCUCUCGUCGACAUCUACUUCCGCAAUGUACACCCAAGCUACCCGAUCAUCCAGAAGCAAGCCUUCCUCGACCGACAUCAACAUGGAGAUCGACAAUUCAAUCCUCCGCUGUUGGCGGCAAUGUAUCUACUCGCCUUGAGCUGGUGGGAACAGGAUCCAUCCGUCUCCUCCCACCCGAAGCCCGACAUGGCCAGACUCGAAUACAUUGCCAUCACCAGCUUAACAAUCGCAAUGCAGCGACCCAAGAUGUCCGCCGUCCAAGCUGGGCUCCUCCUCCUACAACGACCAAAAUCGAGCAAGUGGACUCUCACUGUCCAACUUGUUGCUCUCGGUCAAGACAUUGGCCUUCACCUGGACUGCUCCGACUGGUACAUCCCACGAUGGGAGCGUCUGCUACGGAAACGCCUGGCAUGGGCUCUCUAUAUGCAAGACAAAUGGAGCGCAGUCAUGCACGGUCGCCCAUCCCACAUCAACGCCGCAGACUGGAACGUUUCCGAGCCAACAGAAGAAGACUUUGAUGAGAGUAUCUCCGAAUCCGCCACCUCGCAUCUAGACAACGAGACCGAAGAGGAGAGACAGGGUCGCAUGGUCUUCAUGCAAAUGAUCUCACUGACCUCCAUCAUGUCACAAGUCUGCGACACCUUCUACUCCGAAUCCGCCAAGGCCGCAGCGACUUCCACCCAACUCGUCCUCAACCGCGCCAAACCCGUACAGAUUAGAUUAAAAGACUGGUUCGCUCGCUUGCCGCCGGAAUGCAAAAUGGAUAAUACCACUUCGCAUCUGCAAGCAUAUCUGCACCUCGCCUACUUCGCGACCGAGAUUUCCAUCCAUCGACGAAUCGUCCAGUCUCUUGCUUCUGCCGGCGCAUCCGCUUCCGAGAGCUAUAUGCUCUACAUCUGCCGGUCCGCAGCCAAGACUCGCCUCAUCUCCGCCCUCGACUUCGUCAACCGUCUCAAGCCCGCUCACUUGCAAUCGUUCUGGUUCUUCGCGAGCGCUUCCAACUUCGCCCUCAUCGGCACGUUCGGCACCCUCCUCAUGGCCACCGCCCCAGGCAGGGAAGAGGCGGAAUUCUACGCAUGCAGACUCCGAGAAUUCGAAUGGACGCUGGGCGUCAGCUGCAAGAGAGCGCAAUGGAUUUCCGGCGCAGUCGGGAUCCUCGGGGCGAACUGGAGUCUGUUGAAAGGACUAGGGGACAAGCCGGAGACGUUUGGAGACGAGGGGAUGGGCCGGAUGAAUGAUAUCGUCGUCGGGAGUGAGAUGCAUCGUGGGUUGGGCAUGUUGAGCGGGGAGAUGAGCAUGGAUAUGGAUAUGGAUCUGGGGAGGGAGAGGGAGAGGGAGAGGGAGAGGGAGAGGGAUAUGGAUCAGGAGAGUUGGCAGUCCGGGGAGACGGGGACGAUGUCUCUUUGA
Messenger RNA from Lecanosticta acicola, 2118 nucleotides. NCBI's taxonomy places the organism in Eukaryota, Fungi, Ascomycota, Dothideomycetes, Mycosphaerellales, Mycosphaerellaceae. The record is from the annotation of a GenBank genome assembly.